This is a messenger RNA of Trichobilharzia regenti, 2028 nucleotides long. NCBI's taxonomy places the organism in Eukaryota, Metazoa, Platyhelminthes, Trematoda, Strigeidida, Schistosomatidae. The record is from the annotation of a GenBank genome assembly.
AUGGUGAAACGUGUUGUCGUUCUUGGUUGUGGCGCCUGGGGUACUGCCACCGUUAAACUUGUUGCUGACAACGUUAAGUCUUCAAAAGAAUUUCAUGAAGAAGUUUAUUGGUACGUAAGAGAUGAAGAUUGCAACGGUCGUAGCCUAACCACUUGGAUUAAUCAAGAACAUAUAAAUCCCAAGUACUUGCCAACACUUGAUAUUCCUUCGAAUGUUUCCGCCUCCUCUAAUAUUCAGAAAGUGGUCGAAGAAGCCGACAUUAUAUUAGUGUCUUAUCCAUCAUGCUACAUUCUAUGGUUGGUAGAAAAUGUGAAGAAAUUUAUCAAAGACGGUGCAUAUUUUGUCUCCUUUUGUAAGAAAGUGGUCGAAGAAGCCGACAUUAUAUUAGUGUCUUAUCCAUCAUGCUACAUUCUAUGGUUGGUAGAAAAUGUGAAGAAAUUUAUCAAAGACGGUGCAUAUUUUGUCUCCUUUUGUAAGGGUCUCAUUCUGUGUCCCGAGGAAAACAGAAUUAAACUGGUAAGCGAUGUUAUUCGAGAGCAAACUGGUAAAAGCUGCGUGGUCGUUAUCGGGGCUACAACAGCUGUCGAAGUGGCCAAACAACAUUUCACCGAGGCAACUAUCGGCUCCAAGAAUCUCACAUAUGCACAUGAAGUAAAAAGGCUUCUACAGUCCGAUUACCUCAAGCUUGUUAUAACUCAAGAUGAUGUUGGCGUGGAAUUGUGUGGAGCGUUGAAGAACGUCGUGGCGAUAGCUGCGGGAAUAUGUCACGGUUUAGAUUUAGGAGACAAUACUAAGGCUGCCGUAUUGCGUAUUGGAUUUUGGGAAGUAUCUGAACUAAUGAAAGAGUUGUUCCCUGACAGAGGUAUGUCAUAUAGAUCAGACGAAAUCCCGGAUAUUGGAGCAGAUUUAGAUAUUUUGAACAUCACCUAUGGAAGAAGGCUUUCUUUAAGUGAUACAGUUAAGUCUUCCUUGCAUCCAGUUUCCUCUAAAGAUCUGCACAGAAUAUUUGUAGACGGAGUGGAAUAUGCAAAACAGAGGUGUGGAGUUUGAUUGUUGGCGCGACUUACAAUUAUUGGUUCAGUGUUUUCUGGGGGAAAGCUUUUUAGAAAGUUAUGUCGUAGAUGCAUAACAAAUAAAACAUUUUUAAUGACAUACCUAAAUGAUAUGGUGGAUAUUUGCAACUGAGUAGAGCAGUAUUGCUAAUCGCGAUAGAUGGAUAGAUAGAUGGUUUGACAGACAGCUAAUCGAUAUUAUGUGACCCUUUUGUCGCGAUUAUUGGCUAAUUUAAUGUAACUCCCACCACGUGAUGUGACCUUGAGUGUUCUUUAUUUCCUGUCACUCUAUUGUUUGUAAAUGUAAUUAAUUAACUGUUCAUUUUGUCCGUUCUUCAAUACUGUUCGGACUGGACUAGUCAAUUUAUGUGAUAAUAUACGAGUGUCGCGUAUUGAACAAUCUUGAUGUGUUGCCUAUAACUUUCAGUGGAAUCAAAUGACCUGCGUUUUGUCUAAUUUAGAUAUUAUCAGCUGGAUAUGUGUGAGUUACAUUCCAAUUUUAAAGGUUUCAUUGAAGCACAAACGGCUUCAAUUGUUAACUGAUAAGAUUAGUCUGUGUUUGUCAAUAUGACGGAACACCAACACUCACUGACAUGCUGUGGUACAUUCAAAUGACAAUUUUUCAGAAAGUUCCAACACCAACCAAUUGCGAGGACAUCACCUCAAGGUUCAAAAACCACGGUCGAAUCGUCUGCGUCUGGAAAUCCGUUUUUCGCAUCGAAUUGUGAACCAUUGGAACUCCCUACCGGAACAUGUCGUAUAAGCGCCAUCCGUUGAUUCAUUCAAGGCGAGAUUGGACCUCCUUUAUGAAAUAAAUCGAAAGGAUUAACACAGGCAUAUAGCCUACUAUCCUAAAUAAAUUGUAAACUGUAAACUGUAAAUCUCGUUCGUUUUAAUUAAUUAAGAGAUACUAGUAAUAAAUUUUGUAGAAAAGAAAUAAACUGGCUAAAUCUAUGCCUAAACCACCUUAUAAUCG